Molecule: messenger RNA, 1586 nt
Organism: Coturnix japonica (Japanese quail)
Lineage: Eukaryota; Metazoa; Chordata; Aves; Galliformes; Phasianidae
Product: aldo-keto reductase family 1 member B10-like
Molecular function (GO): oxidoreductase activity
Source: RefSeq, a predicted model, not a curated record
CCCACUCCGGGAUUAGGCGGCAGAAGGCAGCGCCCACAGCGGGGCCGGGCUUAAAGGGCCUCGGCGAGAGACAGGAGGCUUCGCGUCGAGCAUGGCGACCUGCGUGCGGCUGGGAACCGCGGCUAGGAUCCCUAUGGUGGGGUUGGGCACCUGGAAGGCUCCACCGGGUAAGGUAGAAUCUGCAGUGAUGGCUGCAAUCGAUGCUGGAUACCGUCACUUUGACUGUGCCUAUGUGUACCAGAACGAGAAGGAGGUCGGGGAUGGGAUCCAGCAGAAAAUCAAGGAAGGUGUUGUGAAGCGAGAGGACCUCUUCAUUGUCAGUAAGCUGUGGUGCACGUUCUUUGAAAAGCCUCUGGUGAAAGGAGCCUGCCAGAAGACACUUGCCAGCCUGAAACUGGAUUACCUGGAUCUCUACCUCAUGCACUGGCCUUUUGGGUUCAAGGCAGGAGAGGACCUGUUUCCUACAGAUGACAAAGGCAUGUCUAUACCCAGCAAUGCUGAUAUUCUGCAAACGUGGGAGGCCAUGGAAGAGCUGGUGGAUGCUGGCUUGGUAAAAGCCAUUGGAAUCUCCAACUUCAACCAUGAGCAGACUGAAAGACUCUUGAAUAAGCCAGGACUGAAACACAAGCCUGUAAACAACCAGAUUGAGUGUCACCCAUACCUUUCCCAGGAGAAGCUUAUCAACUAUUGUCAAUCCAAAGGGAUCACUGUGACAGCAUAUUGUCCCCUUGGACGGCCUGAAAGAGCCACACCAGAGGAGCCUGCCAUUUUGGAUAACCCCAAGAUUAAAGAGAUUGCAGCAAAGCACAACAAGACCCCGGCACAGGUUCUCCUUCGCUUCCAGAUCCAGAGAAAUGUGAUUGUGAUCCCCAAGUCUGUCACACCACAACGCAUUGUAGAAAACUUCAAGGUGUUUGACUUUGAACUGACUAAAGAAGAGAUGGCAGCUAUUCUCAGCUUAAACAGAAACUGGAGAAUUUGUGAAAUGGUCACGUGCAGAAACCACAAGGAGUAUCCUUUCAAUGCUGAAUACUGAAAAUAGCUUUAUCCUGUCUUCCUGCCGGCCUGUAGGGUCUAACGAGUUUCUCCCACUACCUACAGUGAUCCACUAUGUACCUUGUACACUGUAUCUAUCCUGACAGCAGAGGUGUUCUUUACUAGAACAAAAUAGUAAAGUUGCUCUGAAGAACAAAAUGCAGGCUAUAAUUAGUUGUAGUAAUUCUUUACUCAUUAGAUACUUGGUUUUUGCUGGCUGAGAUGGCAAACCAGCACAUUAAGAAUUAACUAGCAACUGAUUUAUAUUCUUUUAUUUUUAAUUUUCUGUUUAAUGUCAACAUUACUUAAGACUGCAGGGUAAUGAUAUCUGAGUGCAGAAUUUGCCAUGAAAGAAUGAGCUAUGUGAUCACUGUGUGGAGAUGAAAGACAAUUAUCCACUUCUAGAACACAACCUAAAGUUUUUUCUUGAAAUGAAGACUAUCUGACCCACACGCAUAGUGGCUUUAUUGCAGUUGUAUUCUUUACCAACUGAAACUGAACUGUGACUUGUUUGUAUUCUCUCAAAAAUAAAGAAGUUGGACUACUAAUGG